Venturia canescens is the source of this 1027-nucleotide messenger RNA. RefSeq lists its product as uncharacterized. The coding region runs from base 1 to 972 and encodes 323 amino acids. The transcript has 5 exons. The record is from RefSeq and is a predicted model, not a curated record. NCBI's taxonomy places the organism in Eukaryota, Metazoa, Arthropoda, Insecta, Hymenoptera, Ichneumonidae.
AUGUCGGAUGAAUCACACAAUACAGCAGUUAUUUUUACCAUAGGCUAUCGGCAGUUUUACGAUGCGGGGAGUGACGAAGAGGAGGCUCUCGCUGAGGCGACGAAAGCUGUGGAGGAAACGGAUCUAGAGCGUCAAACCGCCCUCUACCAAUCGCAGCAUGAGGAGAGGGCUGAGGAAGAGCCUAGGGCGAGCACCUCGGCAGCAUCGGCCGAACCGAUACCGCUGCAGCCCGAGUCUGAUGACGACGAGGCGUCGACUAUUCUCAACCCCUCCUUGAUGUUUAGCGAUCGGUCUGAUAUACUGGCUGUGUACCGGCAAGCCAGAGCUAACGAUGACGAUGGAGCGAUAGCGGGUCCAUCGUAUCACCACCAUCGUCAGCAGGAAGAUGACAUCGUACAGCCCGAGAAUCAGCUGGGGGUGUAUCCGAUGGAUGCCCAACAGGAGGAGGAGGAGGUGGAGGAGGAGGAGGAGCGUCUAAACGAGGAGCGAUUAGAAGCUAGACGCUUCGCCCUAUGGUUUCAAGAGCUGAUGGAGUGUGAUUCAGAUAUACAAACGGGCGGGGGAAGAACGCGCAAUACACAGGGGAACGAGGCUUUCGGGGAUGUGCAACCCCCGGGAGGGCGGAUCAUCAUCACGCACGAUACAGCCCGUUAUUUCAAACGUUUUCAACUACGUGGUCGGGAGGAAACAUUGCGUAUCUGCCAACCUCACGCUGGCGCAAACGUGACAGCAUGUCUUGAAGGAGCAUUCCGCGAUCUUCUGACGCAUCUCAUGAGUCACUGUGAGGGUGGUGACUACGCAGGGAUCUCGUUCUCCGCGAGCUGCUUAGCGCACGGCCCCGUCUGGCUUUCAUUCCGUCCUGUCUGCGCCUAUACAUUUGUAGAUAUCUGGCAAUUAAUAACAAACAUAGCUCAAAGUGCAGCGUCUCUGGAUAUCAAGAGACUCGGUAGAGUCUCGGGACAAGUACAUUGACAGCUCUGUCGUCUGCUGGCCUGAGGCUCUCGCCGAGACUAUAUUUUCUCUGAAU